Magallana angulata is the source of this 464-nucleotide messenger RNA. Its product is annotated as multiple epidermal growth factor-like domains protein 10. NCBI's taxonomy places the organism in Eukaryota, Metazoa, Mollusca, Bivalvia, Ostreida, Ostreidae. The transcript is spliced from 4 exons. The coding region runs from base 19 to 462 and encodes 147 amino acids. The record is from RefSeq and is a predicted model, not a curated record.
AAUCGAUUUGCAGGGGUGAUGUAUUGUUUUACGAAUAGAUUGAAAGUCCUUAUGUUCCUAAUUUGGAUUGCAAGCUAUAGUGAUACUAAUUGCCUUAUACAGAAAAAACUUAAACAAGUAACCAAAGCUUGUUUAUAUGGUCAGUACAGAGAUGGAAAUGAUUGCAAAGAAUGUACAGUUGGAUACACUGGAGUGAACUGCUCCCAGAAAUGUGUUUUGCCUACAUAUGGAGUUUUAUGUAGUAGAAUAUGCAACUGUUCAUAUUGUCAUCAUGGAAUGGGAUGCAUUUCAACUCCCAGUUUCACAGAAAAUCAACCAACAUUCAGAACAAAACGACCAGAAAGAGAGUUCUUCCUUGGUCAUCAUUAUAAUCAUAUCAGCUGGAGGAGUGAUAACACUGGCGCUACUUAUGUUGAUCUGCGGAAUAACACCCAGAUCUCGCUUCACAUCAAUUGUCACUGAUA